UCACCCCCAUUCUUAUUUCUUCACUUGGAACUCCUAACCCUCAUUCUUCACUUUUAGGGCAUUUUUAUUUUUCUAUUUGGGAAAUAGUUAAUGGUUUCUGCAGUAGUUAUGAAGGUGGUCUUCGCCGCCGUGGCUCUGGUGGUGGUUGCUCUGAGUAGUGGUGGCGCUGGGGUUUCAGCCCAAACCCACCACGUCGUCGGCGGCGGCGGCGACCACGGAUGGGGACCCGCUUUCAACGUCAGCUCUUGGUUGUCGGGCCGGGUCUUCAAGGUCGGCGACAAAAUAUGGUUCAACUACUCAGGAACAGAGGACAGCAUAGUUGAGCUGCAAAACAUGGAGGAAUUCGUGUCCUGUAAUUUCACCAACCCCAUCAGAAUGUACACCGACGACCCCACUAGCCACGUGUCCCUGGACGAAGAAGGUGUGAGAUACUUCGCUAGUGGAAACCUAGAGAGUUGCAAGAACGGCCUCAAACUGCCCGUGCCCAUUCAGCCCUCUUCUGAUUCCGGGCCCCACCAUGAGCCAUCUCCUGAGCAUUUUGAGCCGGCUCCUGAGUUCGACCCACCUGAGCAUUUCGAGCCGACUCCUGAGUUCGGGCCACCUGAGCCCGUUGAGCCAUUCGGGCCGCCCGAGCAUGAGUUUGGGCCGCCACCACCACUACCCAUACCAACACCCGCUGCUGCUACCCAUCUGAAUGGGCUGUCUGCUGUGUUAAUUGCUGGGCUGCUGAGUUACUACAUAGGCUGCCACUUUUAUUAGUAGAUACCAAGCCCGCUAUUUAUUAGUGAUAAUAAAGCGUCUUUCACUAGUGCUCUAUGCACUGUAGGUGAAAAGCGUGUUAGGGGCUUAUCAAUCAGUCUGUUGCUUUUUUUCUAUUUCAGACUCGGUUUUAUGUAAUCUAUUUUCUUGCUUUUUUUUUCCUUCUGGUAUUACUGCAUCAAACCGCUUGGAUGGCCUCCGAGCUUGGUUUAAAACGAGCAGUUUGUAUUAUGUUUUAUUUCGGUUCAAACUUUUUUAAGACAAAA
Messenger RNA from Erythranthe guttata (spotted monkey flower), 1025 nucleotides. RefSeq lists its product as uncharacterized. NCBI's taxonomy places the organism in Eukaryota, Viridiplantae, Streptophyta, Magnoliopsida, Lamiales, Phrymaceae. Gene Ontology annotation, molecular function: electron transfer activity. Gene Ontology annotation, cellular component: plasma membrane. The record is from RefSeq and is a predicted model, not a curated record.